GACUACUGCGGCGGCGAGCUGGAGUCGAACACGCUGGAGGGCUACAACGCCGCCAACCCGCACAACCCGCUGCGGGUAGUGAGUCGCUACAGCGGCGGAGAGCUCCACGGUGGCGGCGGCGAAUCAGAACAGUGCGAGCACUACAUCCACGGCAUGCCUCAUAUGACCCACCCUGGGGACAACGCGGUGGCAAUGUACUACCACUGGUAUGCGGACUAUUUGCUCGGCUGGUGGGCUGGCUUCGAGGGGCGGGAGCACGAGGACCACGUCGUCAUUGUCGACCGCGAUGCCAUGACCACACGGAACGGUCUGUUCUCGCAGUACGGACUGUUCUCCCGCCACGAGUGCUAUCGCUAUCGCUCCGAGCUCAAGGAAAACACCUGCUUCACCAUGGUCAAGCAGCCUGUGACCACUGCGCGGGACUGGACGGACUUUGCGAGCUGGGCGUUGCAGCGGUUGGAGAUCAAGGUCCAGCGACCCACUGAGUCGCACGUGGGCAUCAUCUCGCGCAGCUUCAAACGAUUCCUGCUCAACGAACAGGAAUUGCUGCACGCCACGCUCCAGAUGAACGUGUCGGCUGAGCUGCUUUUGUUUGACACGCUCCCGUUUUAUCAGCAAGUCCAAGCCCUACGCCGAACUACGGUGCUGGUUGGAAUGCACGGAUCGGGCUUGACAAACGCGCUGUAUCUACAGCGCGGAGCCGUGUUGCUCCAGAUCAUGCCAUUCAAGACAGGUGGUGGCGCAGCGGCCUACCAGGGCUUCACGCACGGCGCGGGCGCUGUCUACAAGGAGUGGACCAAUCCGUGUCAGGAAUGCACGGUGAUGCACUGGGACAUUCUCAAUGAGCAGGAAAAGGCCGACAAGGCGGGGAUUCUGGAGCGAGGAGGAUGGAGUGCCGGCGGGAGCCUCUACUUCUGGUUUUGGGUCAACCAGGAGACCUACGUUGACCCCAAGAAGUUCCAGGCGCUGAUCCGCGAUGCCCUGAGCGCCGACUACCUCCACGCUCCCAGGAAGGGCGGUGCCCAUCAUUAUCCAUGGCUGAGGUUGAACGCGGAGGGCAAGACGCUCAGCGAUGGUGGUGCGUUGACUGUCGAGGUGUGGCGAGGCCUGGGAGUGACGCCCUACGGCGGUCGCGCGAUCGCGCAGGCCGGCUCGCUCUACAGCUGCGCGGCCUAUGCACAGACGCUGCUUCUCGGCGAAGAAGGGGACGUCAAGACCGCUCAGCUCAAGAUCGACAGCGCCGCCGAGGCCCUUCGCCUCCGAAAUCCUGGCCAAGACGGUGAAGAAGGCGUGGCCACGUCUUGGUCGUCUUCGGGCGGCGAUGUGGACGUCGCGCAGGAGCUCAUCCCCGCCGCCCAGGCCUGGCCCGCAUCAUCGCCAAGAUCAACAAAAAGAGGUGGGCAAAUGGUACGCCUGUGUGCUGUGGGUGCGUCGUCGUUCGCGGGGCGCUCGUGA
This is a messenger RNA of Acanthamoeba castellanii str. Neff, 1455 nucleotides long. RefSeq lists its product as uncharacterized. Gene Ontology annotation, biological process: protein O-linked glycosylation via mannose. Lineage: Eukaryota; Discosea; Longamoebia; Acanthamoebidae. The transcript is spliced from 13 exons. Gene Ontology annotation, cellular component: endoplasmic reticulum. The record is from RefSeq and is a predicted model, not a curated record. The annotation marks the transcript as partial. Gene Ontology annotation, molecular function: protein O-acetylglucosaminyltransferase activity.